UUGCGCCAAAUUACACAUGGAAGCGCAAAGAUACUUGUUUUUUUUCCCUGCCUCUCCACUUUGUAUCUUUGUUACUUUUCUUGAGGAGCAAAGAAAAGGAAAUCUUUGUAAGGAAGGGGCGCCUGCAUUUGCACUCUGGGAGCAAGAAAUUGACCGGAAGAUGCAAUCUUGUUCAUUAGUAUCAACCUCAAAUCUUUUUCCCACCCAUCCAUAAAGUGAUACAACAGAUAAAAGGGUUUUGAAAAAGUGGAGGUGGGGGAUUAAUGGGAAUAAGACCUCACAAAGUUGCCGCAAAGAAUCUUAAUCCACACAAGAUAGUAAAAAAAGAGGCGACUAAUUUUUGAUGCAUAAGAAAAGAAAAUAAAAGAGUUGGGUUCCCUUCCCUUCACCAUUCGGAUAAGCCUCUGUUUAUGUUUCCCUUUCUCUGUAGUUUUAGUUCAUUAUUAUUAUAUUGUUAUUAUAUAGCCGCAAUGCCAGGAAGGACUAGCAAGUAAGGCAAAGAAUGUGAGUAACUGCGAGGGAGAAGAAUUAGAAAACAAAACCGUAGAGGGAAAGAAGAGACUCUUUCUUUCUUUCUCUCUUUCCCUCGCUUCUCUUCCAUUUCGCCAAUCCAUCGCAAAGCAAAACCCCCUCAAAACCCCACCCAAAAGGCAACAUAAUUUUCCGUUCUCCAAUAAUUACCAUCAUUAUUAUUAUAAACCUUGUUUAUUAUAUAACUCCAUCCCAUUUCCCCAAAAUUUUCGACCUUCCUAAGUAGUUGUGCAUUGAAGAAGAAACAAAAAAAAGGAAAAAAGAAACAAAAAACAGAGAAAACCCGCAACCCCUCUUUUCUUACCCCGCAAAACCCGAGUCAUUAUUAUUGCUGAUUGAAAGAACAAAGAACAAUGCUUCCCAUCACCUGCAUUCUUUUAAUGUGCCUCCUCAGUUCAUUCUCACCCCCAAUCAAGGCAGUCCACAACCUCAACCUCACCUUACCCCACCAACACCCUUACCCUGAAGCGGUCGUUCACGAACUUCAACGGAAAGUCAAUGCCUCACUCUCCAGACGCCAAAUGCUCUCAAAGGACCAAGCUCCCUGCCUCACUGGAAACCCCGUCGACGAUUGCUGGCGCUGCGACCCAAACUGGGCCGCCAACCGCCAGAAGCUGGCCGACUGCGGCGUCGGGUUCGGCCGCGACGCCAUGGGCGGAAAGGGCGGUCAGAUCUACGUUGUCACGGACUCCUCCGACCGGGACCCUGCCAACCCGACGCCCGGCACGCUCCGGCACGCCGUCAUCCAAGACGAGCCACUCUGGAUCGUGUUCGCCGCCGACAUGACCAUAACGCUAAAACACGAACUCAUCUUCAACAGCUAUAAAACGGUGGACGGGCGCGGAGCCAACGUGCACGUGACGGGGCACGGGUGCAUCACGCUUCAGUACGUGUCGAACGUGAUCAUCCACAACAUCCACGUGCACCACUGCAAGCCCUCCGGGAACACUAACAUACGCGCGAGUCCAACGCACGUAGGGUGGAGAGGCGUAUCGGACGGCGACGGGAUAUCGAUAUUUGGUUCGCGGAAGAUCUGGAUCGACCAUUGUUCGCUGUCGUACUGCACGGACGGCUUGAUCGACGCCAUCAUGGGGUCGACGGGGAUAACCAUUUCGAAUAACCAUUUCGCGCACCAUGAUGAGGUGAUGCUUUUGGGUCACACCGACAAGUACUUACCCGAUAGGGGCAUGCAGGUUACGAUUGCGUUUAAUCACUUUGGGGAGGGUUUGGUGCAGCGCAUGCCACGGUGCAGACUCGGUUAUAUCCACGUCGUCAACAACGAUUUCACACAGUGGCAGAUGUAUGCUAUCGGCGGUAGCGCUAACCCCACCAUUAACAGCCAGGGUAACCGUUACACUGCUCCCUCCGACCCUAAUGCCAAAGAGGUGACGAAGCGCGUGGACACGGACGAGGGGCAGUGGAGUGACUGGAACUGGAGGACGGAGGGGGACAUAAUGGUAAAUGGAGCGUUCUUUGUGCCUUCGGGUGCAGGCCUUAGUGCUCAGUACGCGGAAGCCACGAGCGUCCAACCCAAAUCCGCCGUGCAGAUUGACCAGCUCACCAUGUACUCCGGUGUCUUCGGUGAUCCCAGGGAUAAUGGGGAUUUAUAUCCCGGUUUCAACGGAGGUGGGACCAUAACCGGAGCCACCAGCAAAGGUAACAAUGAGGGGUCCAGCGGUGACGAUGGGGACUUCUUUGGGAUGAUAUUCAGAGGUAGCAGCAGCCAAGCAGCAGCACCAUUAACUUUCUCAUCCAUUGUAUUUGUUUCAACCUUUUUGUCUCUUUUAAUUAUUUUCAUUUUGGACACUACCACCUACCAUGCCAUUCUAUUAUCAUUUCUAUGAUCAUACGAUUGGGAGUGGGGAAAAAAAAAAUUCCUUUGAUACCCAAAAAUUUAUCAAAAGGAAAAGAAAGAUCAAAGUUUCCAUUAUUUCUUUUUAAGUUUAGAACUUAGAAAUCAUGUUUAGUUUAUGCAUACAGCUCUUAAACUAUUAUAAAUCUAAACAGGGCUAGGUGCAAUAUGAUUGGUCAUCUCCUCAAAUGUAUAGAUUAAUGUAUUGAAUUUAGUUUGCUUUCUU
Molecule: messenger RNA, 2609 nt
Organism: Abrus precatorius (Indian licorice)
Lineage: Eukaryota; Viridiplantae; Streptophyta; Magnoliopsida; Fabales; Fabaceae
Product: probable pectate lyase 18
Exons: 4
Coding region: 885-2375 (496 amino acids)
Molecular function (GO): pectate lyase activity
Source: RefSeq, a predicted model, not a curated record